ACUAGUUCUCAGAUUUCAGAAAUGGUAUUGCUUCAAUUUUUGUUACCUGAAAAAGAAAUCUUUUUCAAGAAUCACUUUAUUAAAGAAUUUGAGUUUUAGAAAUAACAUCAAAAGGAUGGCCUUUACGUCGUAUUAUUAGAUCUUAAUUUAUCGCUUUUGUAAGCAUAACUGAUUUUACAGUUUUGUUAAAUAAAAACUAUUAAGGUUCUAAAAGCUGUUUACAAUUAAUAGCUAAAACUCUUGAUCAGAAUGCUAGAUAUUUUUGGCGGUCUGCGGAGGCUGUUUCGCCGUCGAACUGUUUGCAUAGACAAUGUAGUCUUCCGCUUGCACUGGAUGCUGACUUCCUCAGUACUCGUAGCGGCCAGUCUGGCUGUGACUUCUCGACAAUACCUUGGUGAUCCCAUCGCUUGCAUACGUUCCGGUGAUUCACCUUCCAGCAGAAUAGUGGACACGUAUUGCUGGAUACAUCCAACAUUCACCAUACCAAAGGCGUUUAGAAAGAAAGUUGGAGUAGAAGUUCCAUACCCGGGAAUUGACAAUUCGGUUCACACAGAGCAUAAAUAUUAUGCUUAUUAUCAGUGGAUUUGCUUCAUUCUUUUCUUACAAGCUAUCUUUUUUUAUUUACCUUUCUACCUCUGGAGUGUAUGGGAAGGAGGACUUCUAAGAGCUGUGACAAUGAACAUGCAAUUUGCAGUCGUUUCUGAAGAGGAAAGGAGAUUGAAAAGGAAAAUAAUCUCCGAAUUUGUUCUAAGAAACCUCGGACAACAUCGUGCAUACGCAAUGAAAUAUAUUUUCUGUGAAGUUUUAGCUCUCAUUAACAUCCUAGGGCAAAUGAGCUUGAUGGACGCUUUGUUGGAUGGCGAAUUCUGGUCUUAUGGUCCUGAAGUAGUGAAGUUUCUCAGCAUGGAUCAGGAGGAGAGAUCUGAUCCCAUGAUACGACUUUUUCCACGGAUGACCAAAUGCAUUUUUUAUACAUUCGGGUACUCUGGAAGCAUCCAAAAGCACGACAUCUUGUGCCUUCUGCCUCUAAAUAUUCUCAAUGAAAAAAUUUACGUGUUUUUGUGGUUCUGGUUCAUGACUCUUUCAAUGCUAACAUUUCUGGUUUUGAUCUCUCGCGGAGCUGUUAUCCUUAUGCCAAGUGUGAGACCCAGGAUGUUGCAUGCAAGGUGCCGCCUCGCAUUUCGAGAACAUAUUGCAAAAGUUAUCUCUCAAACAGAUGUUGGUGAUUGGUUUUUCUUAUACAUGCUGGGUAAAAACUUAGAUUCUAUUUUAUUUAAAGAAAUGAUGGCAGAUCUUUCAAGAAAUUUCGAGAAAGAAGAAAUAAUGCCCAGAAAUAUCGUAUGAUAUGCGAAGACAUGAUGAAUGGCAACGAACUGUUACACAGAGGGAACGAUUUUAUAAUUUUCAUUCCUCAUUAGUUAUGAUGUAUGUCACAAAUGUUUCAACUUAUAUAUAGUAUAUAUUAAUAUUUAUAAUUUAUACUGUCAUUUUGAUAAAAGUGUAAAUUGCAGUUAUAAUUUCUUGAUUAUUAUACUAAUUACACCUUUAAAUGCAUUUGAAACGAAAUUUGAAUUAAUAUUUUAUAUAACUUCAUGUAAUAUUUAUUAUAUGUAUAUUAAAUAUUGGA
Molecule: messenger RNA, 1627 nt
Organism: Stegodyphus dumicola
Lineage: Eukaryota; Metazoa; Arthropoda; Arachnida; Araneae; Eresidae
Product: innexin inx2-like
Cellular component (GO): gap junction; plasma membrane
Molecular function (GO): gap junction channel activity
Source: RefSeq, a predicted model, not a curated record